AUGGUAAUUCAUUGUACUGCGGGGGAUGGAGGAGAAGGUGUUGACGGAGGACCAGGAAAUGGUCGUCGAUUUGGUGGUGGUGCGGAACAAAGAGGAGAUGAUAGAUCUGAACAUAAAAAUAGAAGAAAAAUAGACGGAGUUGUUCGUGGAGGAGACAGAGGAGACAAAUGUACAACUGAUGGUGGUAGCGGAGGUGUUGCUGCUGGUGCGUUCUCAGAGUCUCUGAGGGAAAUGGGUACUUGUCUACUUGAGCAAAGUGCACUGACUCGGGAACAACGAAGCGGUAAUGAUAUCCGAUUGCUGAGUAAAGUGCAAUUUGAGCUUCAAGAACUUGUUGAUAGCUAUCGGUCUCAUAUUUUCCAGAUAAUAACAUCGUCUGAGUCCAUUCUCAAUCAACUACAAACAAUGGAGGAGAUGAAACAACAGUGUGAUGAAAAAAGAAAUAUGUAUCAAGGCCUUUUGGUUGCCCAGGCGAAAAUGGAAAAGUCAAGAUCUUUCAAGGCUAAAACCGAUUCACCUCAGCAGUUGCAAACAGCUUCCUAUGAAUAUGAACGAGAGGCGAUUAGUUUUGUUUCCUUGUUGCAAUCAUUGAAAGAACAGCAAACCCGGAGUCUCCUAACACAGGCAGUUCAGCACCAUGCUAGGCAGAUUAGUCUCUUCACAAAGGUACUAAAAUCUCUCGAGGCAAUAGACCUGGAAGUGAGAUUGGCGGCUGAACAUCGGCAUAAUGAUCACAACUCCAGUGACCUUCAGGAUCUUUCUAUGGAUGCAAGCUUGAGUGGCGCUCGCAAUAAUUUACGGUACACAUCACCCUUGGAACUACAAAAGCACGAGAGAAAUUUAAGAGCUGACAAAAUGAAAGAAAUCAACAUCGAAAGAGCUUCCAACAAGUUCUAUCCUCCUUGGUUAUCUCACAAAUUACGCCGGCUUCAUGAACUUCCUAGCCCCCCAAGUGCUAGAAAUGCUCAGUUAAGUCAAGACCUCUAUGCUACUAUAGAAAGCCGGUUGACACCAUCAAAAAAUGCAUCUUCAUCAUAUCCAUUACCCACCCCUCCUGAGACCGGGUACCCUCGUGGCCAUCACAUGCCUUCAAGUGAAGCGAGAUUUUGUCACUCUGCUCCAGGGGGGAACAGUCCAGACCUCUACACAAAAAUGAAAACUUGCCACCAGCUUUAA
Messenger RNA from Papaver somniferum (opium poppy), 1176 nucleotides. RefSeq lists its product as uncharacterized. The record is from RefSeq and is a predicted model, not a curated record. NCBI's taxonomy places the organism in Eukaryota, Viridiplantae, Streptophyta, Magnoliopsida, Ranunculales, Papaveraceae. The transcript has 8 exons. Bases 1 to 1176 code for a protein of 391 amino acids.